Molecule: messenger RNA, 1692 nt
Organism: Chlamydomonas reinhardtii
Lineage: Eukaryota; Viridiplantae; Chlorophyta; Chlorophyceae; Chlamydomonadales; Chlamydomonadaceae
Exons: 9
Coding region: 129-1121 (330 amino acids)
Biological process (GO): proteasome-mediated ubiquitin-dependent protein catabolic process
Cellular component (GO): proteasome complex; proteasome regulatory particle
Molecular function (GO): protein binding; metallopeptidase activity
Source: RefSeq, a predicted model, not a curated record
UUUGUAGACGUACAGUACCUCCACAAUACACAACAUCAGUUCCGAGCAAGACUAGACGAGCAAAUUUCGCGCGAGAUCUCUGUGCACUUGAGUCGACCCUUUCCCGAUACUAAUCGAGCCCAGCAACAAUGCCAGCGGGGCCAGAUAAAGUUGUCUUGCACCCGCUGGUGCUGCUCAGCGUGGUCGACCACUACAAUCGGGUUGCCAAGGACACAAAGAAGCGCGUAGUGGGAGUACUAUUGGGAGAGCUUUACAAGGGUCAAAUAGACGUCACCAACAGCUUUGCGCUGCCCUUCGAGGAGGACGACCAUGACACCAGCAUCUGGUUCCUGGACCACUCCUACUUGGAGCAGAUGUACAAAAUGUUCAAGAAAGUGAACGCUCGCGAGAAGAUCGUGGGCUGGUACUCCACCGGCCCCAAGCUGCGCGAGAGCGACCUGGACAUCAACGAGCUGAUGCGCGGCUUCUGCGAGAGCCCCGUGCUGGUCAUCUGCGAGGUGCAGCCCAAGGAGGUGGGGCUGCCCUUCACCGCCUACUACGCGGUGGACGAGGUGCGCACCGACGGCACCGAGAAGGCCAAGAAGGUGUUCAACAGCCUGCCCACCGAGGUCGGGCAGACGGAGGCGGAGGAGAUCGGUGUUGAGCACCUGCUGCGGGACGUCAAGGACGCCACGCUGUCCUCGCUGGCGGGUGACGUCAGCUCCAAGCUCAUGGCGCUCAAGGGGCUGCAGGGUCGCCUGGGCGAGAUCAGCGAGUACCUGCAGCUGGUGCUGGACGGCAAGCUGCCCACCAACCACGACGUCAUCAACAUCGUGCAGGAGAUCUUCAACCUGCUGCCCAACAUGAACGUGGAGUCGCUGUCCAAGUCGCUCGCGGUCAAGUCCAACGACAUGAUGCACGUCAUCUACGUGGCCAGCAUGGUGCGAUCCAUCCUGGCGCUGCACAAGCUCAUCGACAACAAGGAGGGGCGCCUGUGGGCGGAGAAGGAGGCCGCCAAGAAGGAGAAGGAGAAGGCGGAGGACAAGGCGAAGAAGGAGGCCAAGGAGAAGGAGGAGAAGGAGAAGGCAGACGCCAAGGCCAAGGCGGACGGCAAGGCGGAGGACAAGGACGGGAAAAAGUAGAUAGGCCACUGGGGAAAAGGCAUGUAGGCAACCGGAGCAGAGGCAUGACUGUCGGACGAGGGGUGCGCGUAAUUAGUAUGUUGCGCGUAUGUUGUACGAGUGCUAUGGAACAGGACAAGGGUGGCGAAGUCCCGCGUGUUGUAGGGGUAGGGUGUGCGGUUGGGAAUGCGGGGAGGCGGUUGCUGCGCCUGGGAUAGGUGCUGGGGGCUGAGCGGUGCCGCAGCUGGCUGCAUGACGGACAAGCGUUGACUGUGCUGGCUUGGUGUGGGGAGUGCGAUUGUAUAGACGCGCUCAUACGUGACCAGGCCCCCUGCCACUUUUCCCACGAGAGUCUGAGAAUUGACCCAGAAUGCUCCUUUGACGACCGACUGCGCCUUAGUCAGGCCAAACCGGCACUACGUAUAAAUGCCGACUAUGUCUUGGAACCGCGUGGAUGGCUUCGAGGGGAACGAGACUCGUUUGGGAGCGACGUCGCUAGGACACGUGUUGUUGUUCAGCCCUGGGGAGGCCCAAGGAGCGCGCAGCCCUCUGCGCAGCUCUGGGCGGACAGCCCUGGUCGCACGGCUGCUGA